Molecule: messenger RNA, 527 nt
Organism: Mus pahari (shrew mouse)
Lineage: Eukaryota; Metazoa; Chordata; Mammalia; Rodentia; Muridae
Gene: Msmb
Product: microseminoprotein beta
Exons: 4
Coding region: 50-391 (113 amino acids)
Source: RefSeq, a predicted model, not a curated record
AAGGACUUUGCUGGAGGUACCCGCCUGAAAGGAGUCCUGCUUUGUCACCAUGAAAGCUUGGCUGGGCAGCCUCUUAUUCCUUGCCACCAUGGUGAUAGCAUCCAAAGCAGUAUGUACUACUGAAAAGCUUGAGAUAUUUCCAAACCUAAUGUCUGAUGACUGCAUGGAUGCUGACGGUAACAAGCAUUUCCUCAACAUUCCCUGGAAGAAGAACUGCUCGUGGUGUUCAUGUGAUGAAACAUCAAUCACCUGCUGCACUAAUGCUACUAGGCCUUUGAGCUAUGACAAAGACAACUGUGACGAACAAUUCCACCCAGAGAACUGCACCUACAGUGUGGUGGAUCGGAAGAACCCAGGAAAGACCUGUCGAGUUGACAGCUGGACAGUGUAAAUGUGCUUCUUGUGGGCCCAAAAAUGGAGCAACAAUUGAACCUUGUAUGACUUAAAUUUACCAAUCAUAAGCUUGCAAGCAGGUGACCUAUGAUCCCAGCACUCAGAAGGCAGAAAAACUGAAAUAAAUAAACAAG